This is a messenger RNA of Platichthys flesus (European flounder), 4912 nucleotides long. RefSeq names its product PHD finger protein 1 (gene phf1). Gene Ontology annotation, cellular component: nucleus. The transcript has 16 exons. NCBI's taxonomy places the organism in Eukaryota, Metazoa, Chordata, Actinopteri, Pleuronectiformes, Pleuronectidae. Gene Ontology annotation, biological process: chromatin organization; regulation of DNA-templated transcription. The coding region runs from base 552 to 2276 and encodes 574 amino acids. Gene Ontology annotation, molecular function: DNA binding; chromatin binding. The record is from RefSeq and is a predicted model, not a curated record.
GACAUGACGAAACAGCAGCGCGGAGGAGGACGGACAAACUAGGCUGAGCGACGGACGGACAGUCAGUUGCCUUUACCCCCUUUACCUCCUCCUUCUCCUCCUCUUGUUCCUCCUCAUCCUCCUCCUCCUCCACCUCGCUGACGGCUUGACUGACACACACACACACACACAUGCACGCACGCACGCACAGCCGCUGGGCACAUACAUGCACAUCAUUCACUUUUCCCCCCCGGCUGCGCAUCCUGGAGUAAUUGGGCACUGGGAAGCUCCACGGCAGAUGAGGGCGACGCAUGUCCAGCCUGGCCCGGGAAUCCGCGUGACCCCCGACGGAUAGGAGUUCUCCACUUGACAGUGGUGGAAACAGGCUGUCGCUAUGGUCUAAAAGGAGGAGGAGGAGGAGGAGGAGGAGGAGGAGGAGGCGGUUGAGAUUUUAACCCCUUUGCACCGAAGCCCGUCUGUCUGAGAGCCAGCUCCGAACGCCGGGGCCAUAAACCCCCUCUGUCAGCAGCGGCAGCAAAGUAUUCAUCGAAUAAAUCGGAUUUCCAUUUCACAUGAGCGCCGCUUUCUCCCUCUCUCUCUCUCUCUCUCUCGCUCUCUCUCUCUCUCUCUCUCUCUCUCUACCCCUCUCUGUCUCUCUCCUCAGGAUGGGGGGAGUAAGUGAAGGAGAUGAUGUGUUGGCUCGAUGGAGUGAUGGACUACUGUACCUCGGCAAUGUAAAAAGAGUCGACGGCGUCAAGCAAUGCUGCCUGGUGAGAUUUGAGGACAACUCCGAGUUCUGGGUGCUGAGAAAGGACAUUCACUCGUUUGCUGCCGGAGUGGAAGAAGUUUGCUGUAUCUGUGACGCUCCGCCUCUUAAAGAACCGCUCAUAAAUUGUCUUAAAUGUCGCCACGGUUAUCAUCCAGAGUGCCACACGCCAACCAUCGAACCGGAAGCUGACAGCGACUCGUGGAUAUGUCGGCAAUGUGUCUUUGCAGUCGCAACCAAGAGAGGCGGGGCCCUGAAGCGGGGACGCUUCGCCCGGCUCAUGCAGUUCAUGAAGCUCCGACUCCCCUACCAGCUGUCCUCUCUGGACUGGGACCCGCAGCACCUGACCAAUCAGCAGCAGUGUUACUGCUACUGUGCCGGACCUGGAGAGUGGAACCUGAAGAUGCUGCAGUGCGGAGGCUGUGGUCAGUGGUUCCACGAGGCCUGCACACAGUGUCUCACCAAGCCCCUACUGUAUGGAGACAGGUUCUAUCAGUUCCAGUGCUCUGUGUGCACAAAGGGACCAGAGACCAUCCAGAGACUACCCAUGACCUGGGUGGACUUGGCUCACCUAGUGCUCUACCAUCUCUCGCUGUGCUGCAAGAGGAAAUACUUUGAUUUUGACCAUGAAAUCCUGUCCUUCACCAACGAGAACUGGGACUCGUUGCUCCUGGGCGCGCUCUCUGACACGCCGAAGCAGGACCGCUGUCACAAUCUCCUCAACGCGCUGAACUCCCACAAGGACAGGUUUGUCUCCGGAAAGGAGAUCAAGAAGAAGAAGUGUCUUUUUGGGCUCCAGGUCCGAGCCCCGCCUCCGCUGACCUCCGAUUCGUCUCCCCUUAUCACGGAGCCCCCGAUCAACAUCACACAUCGCAGAAGCCCGCUGUCACUGCCCUGCCAGAGGAGAGUCGGGGGGCCCGACGCCCGUAAAUCAAAGCGUCGCAUCAUGGAGACACAGGCUUGUCCACCGCCGGUCGCUGCCAACCCCAUCGAGCUGCUGCCAUGUUGUCAGGGCUACAUGGGAGAGGCCAACCUCUACAACUCCAGGAAGUCCGAGGAGGAGGAGCUCAACCUGAGCUCUCCUCCCAAACGGAUGUACGGCCGCUACCACUCCACCUACAAUGGAAACACUGGUCUCUCCAGGAGCCUCCAUCACAGCAUGGAGGACACCUGCCGGUUACCACCACCCUGCUUCCCAUACCCUCUCAAUACAAACGGCAGCCAUAACCACCACCACCUCCACCAGCACCAACACAACAACAAUCACCACCAACACCAGCACCAACCGGGGCAGAAGCCACUGGAGCCCCUCAUCCUGCGGGAUUUGCCCCCUUACCAGGCCGACAUGGGCGGUGGCGGUGGCCUAGGUGGAGGUGGAGGAGGAGGCGGAGGAGGAGGAAGCGGAGGGGGAGGCGGGACAGUGGCCAGGAGCUGGGGUGGAGGGGAGGCGGUGAGGAUCUUGGCGAGGCGCGUGACGCCGGACGGGAAGGUUCAGUACCUGGUGGAGUGGGACAAUGUGGGUUUGUACUGAGAGCAAACAGGAAACAGAAGGACGGCUCCGCGGCUGCCACUGGACUCCUGUGUGUCAAGUACACACAAAACAGAAAGGAAAAAAAGAAAAACUCACAACACGUCGCAAAAAAUCCAGGUUGCUCUCACAGCAUCACCUCUGCUCGGCAUCAUUAUAACCUCACUACUCGGUAUUAAUGUCCCUCUUUGCUAGUGUUUCUCUGAUAUUUGUACUGUUAACUUUGGAAUAUGCCUUUGCAUUUAUCAUGUUUUACAGCGAUGAGGGGAAAUAGUCAAACCUCCAGAGGAUUUCGGAGAUUACUGCUUUUUUUAUUUGCUAAAUUAUAGGAUUAGUUCCCACAAAAAAAACAAAAAAUUUAAAAAAAUAUAUAACAUGCUGCCAAUUUGAUAUUUUUGGAGAAAUAUGCUUAUUUGCUCUCUAACAAUGUGGAGACUAAAUUAAAUGGCCAAAUGUGGAAAACCGAUCAUUCUUCCACUGCCUCUAAAGUUUUAACAGUUUUCUUUUAAUUUGUAAAGGAACCAAAAGUGUAGAGGUACCGGAUCACAAGGACCAUAUUUGUUUUAAAUUCUACUAAGAAAGCUUAUUUGAAGCUAAAUUUAACUUUUCCAACAAAAUUUUGUCCAAUUAUAGUUUAGAAAUCUUAAUAUAAAAUAAUUCGAGUCACAUCACCAAAUUAGGACUCAAAUAAACCUUUUCAAACUUAACAAAUCAUUUAUAGUUUUAAACAGAAGCAUGGCAGCUAAUAUAUCGGUAUCCCAGGGAUAUCAAAGCUAAACAACCAGUCGCCAAACUCCCAUAAUCCUUCACUUUAGAAACGUCUCAUCAGCAACUGCAUCAGCUCCAUCAGCUGAAGGUUCGAGUUCACGAGGAGUUCAGGAGAAAAUGAGGAGUGAUUAAUGAUCCGUAGCCACAGAAACACUGUGAUGGGGAAGAAGCAGAAACCUUUUAUUGUCCAGGAGGAGACGGAGCAGCGCUGCCAGUCUAGUACUCGUCGAUGCCUUGCUCAAGGACACUGUGACAGUGGAGGUUUAUGGGAUUUCACUUUCAUCUCCUCACGAUUUAUCUGCACAAAUUCUCUGGAGGUUUUUUCAUAUUUCUUCUCAUCGCAGUAUGUUAGUAAAAGAUUGUAUACACGUUAUUACCAGGUUACUUAUUUGCUGAGUUAGAUUUUGUCAUACAUAAUUUACAUCUAGACUAUUAUACGUAUUAGAAAUAGGAGCCACCAGACGGCUUUUGUUUUAUAAAUAGAAUUAUAUAUUCACAAUAUAUUGCUAUGAUGGAACAACUUCAUUUUAAUUUUUUCACGUGGUUGCUUAGUGCCUAUAUGGGUUGAGUACCUGCCAAUCGGCCAAUCGGACGACACAUGAACGAGGCCGCUUUGCUCCGGAGCAAGAGGACGGCUCUCCGUCAGUUAAAGGAGACAUACAAGGCUUUUUGUCAGGUUAGAAAAAAGACACUGCUCCGUACUUCCUGAGCAUCGUGACGUCACAACGAGCAGGAAACAGUUUGAGGGAAAGUGUUUCGGGAACAUUAGAGAGUGUAAACUUUCUCUCAAGUUAAACUCACGACCCUGAGUGUGAGCACGAUAUGUCUCCUUUGAACAGACACAACCACAGGGGUGACCUGCUAUCACGUUGAGCCGAGUUUUUAAACGAGAACUGGACUGUGAUCAAACUGUACAUUCCAAACAAACGACAAAAGAGAACAUUUACUUUAUACGUUACCGAAACGUCAUCAGAAAGGGCCUUUUAUUUUGAAAGGACGCGAGUGCAGCCUCUCUGCUUCUGCUGCUGUUCGGUUUCCUGUCACAGGGAAGUUCAAUCCUUGGGUUCAGGUGAAGAAGACGCUGACAGGCCCGACUUAUUCAAACACAUGGUCUCUUAUUUUGAAGGUACAACAUGAAAACAGGGCCUGACGGAUCGUGGUUCCUCUCCUUUGAUGCGCUCUUUCUUUUCACAGGCUGAGGCUGGAUUCGAUCUUUGUUACAUGAUUCUAGAAAACUGUGGUGCAACUUUCAGAGUUUAUAUUUUAUACAGAGGUUUAUUUCAGUGAUCUGUCCGAUAAAACUUUACACCACAUACACAUUUGUCAGUUUUAACCUCGAAGAAAGGUUGUGUUAUUAGUUUAGUUCAAGAAAAAAUAAAAAGACAGUGUUUAUAAGGUUAUUCAGACCAAUGCAGACCUCUCAGAUUUGAUUUCAACACAAUCCUCCCUCCUGAGUUCUCUCCAGUGCUGACGCGUACGUUUCAGGCCAACGCCAAUUCUCGUCAUCCUCCUCAGUGACUGUCGACAGUAGUUUAUCAGGAAGGUCGGAGCCUUUCCAGGCGAUGGUGAUGAAUGUAUCUGUGUGUUUUCUAUGGUAUGUCUAUACCCGUCAAGUGCUUGUAAUAGGUUGUGCUCAAGGUGGAACUCAGCCAGAUUAGUUUGAAACUAAAUGGGAGGAGGAGUUAAAGGACGUCCAAGCAUUGAGGAACAGACUUUUAUUUUGGUGGAGAGGUAUUGUGUUCUUUUUUUCUUAUUGGUAGUCAAGUCCAAGUUCACUUUGAUGUAUUUUUGGAGAAAUUACGUUUGUACAUGUAUUCUCUGCAUUGACACACCUAAUAUGUAACAGGAAUAAUAAAAAAAGUUUCAACUCA